AUCCCCAUAGGGGCGGUUAAUAUAUCGUUCCACUGCGGAAACUGCCCUUGGAAUAUAAGCAAUGGUAACCCGUCCACUGGGUGGUAUGUAGCAUCAAGGUUAAGGGUGGAAGAAACCCGGCUGGGUUUGGAUAUAAAUGCACUCUCAGACCACACGAGAAAAACUGCUACUCGAAUCCCAAUCUUCAACCGGGAAUAUUGGUGGUGGCCAGCUCAAAACAUUAGUAUGGACGUUGGAACACUUUAUACUGUGACGUACAGCAAGAAGUUCGGCGCCAGCGGGUUAAAUGUGCUCUGGUCAGGGAGUGCCCAAGAAAUGUAUGCUCCCUACGGGUGCUCACGAUGGUACUUCACCUUCAACGAUAGCGAAUGUAGCAACCCAGGGAAAAUUGAGAGUAUCAAGUUAAAUAGAUACUAUGAAAGCAAUAAGGUUGUAUAUUAUAACAGCCCAUUUACAGUUCAAGGCACUUGCCAGGGGAUAUCAGCCGGGGACGUCACUGUUGCUUUGAAAGUUGGUUCUUGUGCUAACUAUUCAGCACAAGAGACGUUAACAUCCUGGGGAACAAAGACUUCACUUAUGAUAGAAGAAACAUUUCACGGUUAAUAGAACCCCAUUGUAACUUUCCACGCAACCCGGACAAAAUGGAAUGGCCAGUUUACUAGAAUAAAUAGUCACCACAUGUAGAACUAAACAGGCUGUUGUGAAAAUGCUGAUUUAUUAAACUGAAAAUGAACUAGGUUCGGCGCAUUUGAAUCUAUUUCCUUAUCUGCUUAGAUAAUGUGGAAGUAAACAUUGCCAUGUUAUGAGAUAAUGCUGGCGACACAAAAUUAAUCUGGGCAAAUUGCUUAUCCGAACUGCUGAACAGA
This is a messenger RNA of Lingula anatina, 866 nucleotides long. RefSeq lists its product as uncharacterized. Lineage: Eukaryota; Metazoa; Brachiopoda; Lingulata; Lingulida; Lingulidae. The record is from RefSeq and is a predicted model, not a curated record.